Molecule: messenger RNA, 813 nt
Organism: Chrysochloris asiatica (Cape golden mole)
Lineage: Eukaryota; Metazoa; Chordata; Mammalia; Afrosoricida; Chrysochloridae
Gene: TIGAR
Product: chromosome unknown open reading frame, human C12orf5
Exons: 6
Coding region: 1-813 (270 amino acids)
Biological process (GO): negative regulation of programmed cell death; negative regulation of glycolytic process; positive regulation of DNA repair
Cellular component (GO): cytosol
Molecular function (GO): fructose-2,6-bisphosphate 2-phosphatase activity
Source: RefSeq, a predicted model, not a curated record
AUGACCCGCUUCUCUCUGAUCGUUAUCCGACAUGGGGAAACCAAGUUAAACAAGGAGAAAAUAAUUCAAGGCCAAGGAAUAGAUGCGCCUCUUUCAGAAACUGGAUUUAAACAAGCUGCAGCUGCUGGCCUGUUCCUCAGUAAAGUGACGUUUACUCAUGUGUUCUCCAGUGACCUUGUGAGGACAAAGCAGACCAUGCAUGGGAUUUUGGAGAAAAGUAAAUUGUGCAAAGAUAUGACAGUAAAGUAUGAUUCAAGACUUCGAGAAAGGAAAUAUGGGGUUGCAGAAGGCAAGCCGCUGGCUGAGCUAAGGGCAUUGGCCAAAGCAGCUGGGGAAGAAAUUCCCAUAUUCACACCACCUGGAGGAGAGACGUUAGAACAGGUAAAAAUGCGUGGAAAAGACUUUUUUGAGUUUCUAUGCCAGCUGAUCCUGAAAGAAGCAGGCCAGAAAGAACAGUUUUCCCAAGGAGCAUCAGGUCACUGUCUAGAACCUUCUCUGGCAGAAAUAUUUCCUUUAGGAAAAAACUGUGGAUCUGAGCUUAAUUCAGAUGGUGGCACCCUAGGUUUAGUAGCCAAUGUCUUAGUUGUGAGCCAUGGUGCUUAUAUGAGAAGCCUGUUUGGUUAUUUUCUCACUGACCUUAAGUGUUCCCUACCAGCGACUCUGAGCAAAUCCGAACUCACGUCAGUCAGCCCCAAUACAGGGAUCAGUCUCUUUAUCAUAAACUUUGAGGAGGGAAAAGAAGUUAAGCCAACAAUUGAAUGUAUUUGCAUGAACUUGCAGGAUCAUCUAAAUGGAAUGGUUGAAACCAGCUAA